CGUACGUGUGCCUGUUCAUCAUGGACGCUGACGCCGCCCGGUUCGGAAGUCUCAAACAGAGUUUUGAGUCUGACUGCCUCGGCGCGGUCCGAGCAACGAGGCGGGUCAGACGUUCCCGGAUAGUAAGUUGGUUCCGAACCAGACUACCGUAUGUCAUCCGCCCGAUUUGGACUACCCGCCUGGGCGCACGACACAUCCGCCCAUCCGUGCUUCCGCAAAGCCUAUAAUAUUUACAACCUGCAGACAAUGCUCUGACCUUCACAGACGACACCAUGACCUCCACGAUGACAACGCUUAUGCCCCCGCCUCUGCACAUCCAAGUUAGAGAUGCGCAAGUUGUGCCGGUACCAACCAACGUAGACACGCGCAAGCCGUCCCCUCCCCAAGCUGAUGCCCUCGUAUCGAUGAUCCGCUCCCUCACGCUCGACGACGACUACUUCGAGCGACGAGCCUUGCGCUCCACCUGCAUACAAAAGACCCCGGUAGACGACUUCCAUCCGCAGUACAGCGAGAUAAUACCGGGUCUUUUCGUCGCCGACAUGUACACCGCGACCUCGCCUGCCGUCCACCGCGGUCUAGGGGUCACGCACGUCGUCUCCGUGCUCAAGCAGGACUGCCCGCGGUUCUGGCAGAAUCUGCAGCAUGUCUGCGUUCCCAUCGAAGACUCGAGGUCCGCCGGGUUACUGGGUCACCUUGACUUCAUCACGGAUUGGAUCCAGCAUGCGUUGGAGCGCGGCGGCCAGGUAAUGGUACACUGCGUGUGGGGCAUGAGCCGGAGUGCAAGCGUUGCAAUCGCGUUCCUCAUGGCGACAAGGAGGAUGUCACUGGACGACGCCUUUAGGCAUGUUGUUUCAAGGCGCAAGAUUGUCCGGCCAAAUAGCGGAUUCAUGCAACAGCUCAAGGUCUACGAGCGGAUUCUGAGGGCGAGGGAAGAGAAAUCAAAGCGAGUGCAAAGGGUGUUCGCAUCCAUGAAGAUACAGGAGUGGCGCUAGAGACACGAUUUGAAGGAGCCGAAAUCUGACGGUGUACGACUACUCUUGACGUUGCAACUCGAACCUUCACGCGUGCACGCCGUGUUGCCAUAUGAUCGCGUGCCGAUUACAGGAAGUUUUGUAAGCGUAUCUCGUUGAUGAUGUAGCCAGUGUGAGAUGUCGGUCUUUCGGAGAGGUAAUCUUGAAACCCAGCACAUAUCGUUUCG
Messenger RNA from Fomitopsis serialis, 1198 nucleotides. Its product is annotated as protein-tyrosine phosphatase-like protein. Bases 273 to 992 code for a protein of 239 amino acids. Gene Ontology annotation, biological process: protein dephosphorylation. The record is from RefSeq and is a predicted model, not a curated record. The transcript is spliced from 2 exons. Lineage: Eukaryota; Fungi; Basidiomycota; Agaricomycetes; Polyporales; Fomitopsidaceae. Gene Ontology annotation, cellular component: cytoplasm. Gene Ontology annotation, molecular function: protein tyrosine/serine/threonine phosphatase activity.